This is a messenger RNA of Exophiala spinifera, 3387 nucleotides long. RefSeq lists its product as uncharacterized. The transcript has 2 exons. The record is from RefSeq and is a predicted model, not a curated record. Bases 1 to 3387 code for a protein of 1128 amino acids. NCBI's taxonomy places the organism in Eukaryota, Fungi, Ascomycota, Eurotiomycetes, Chaetothyriales, Herpotrichiellaceae. Gene Ontology annotation, biological process: regulation of transcription by RNA polymerase II.
AUGGCGCCGCUGAGAAGUGGCCAGGCACGGAGUCGGCCCCGAAGAGAUACCACAAAGGCCCCGAGUGUAUUCGACGAAUCAGAUCGCGAUGAGUACGCCGAUUUUCAAGACGAGGAGCCUCCUACCAAGCGCAUGCGAACAUCUCGAAGGUCUCAAACAACACCAAAAUGGGUUCCUGGUGGACGGGGCGGAGGAGGAAGACAUAUAGAUAAUGAGAACACUCCCUCCAAUCCAAGAAUGUCACGCGCCAAUGACGAGUACACGGUUCCCCGAACGCGUCCCAGAUCGAGUCGAGAUCGAAGAAAAACAACGGCCUCGACCCCUCGGUUCUCAGCAAGAAGUAGGAACCGCGGUGGCACUCGCCCUCGGUAUAGUACGGCUGCAGCAGCAUCUGCCGCUGUGGCGCAUGGGGAUGGUUACAAACCUCGGGAAGAGCGGGGCUGGGAAGAGUUCCAUUCAGACUUAGAACUCGAUAAGGACUUCGCGGUCAUUGUUUCUGAUGAGAUUGAUGGGGUCUCAGCUUCGGCAACUAACGAGGGACAUAUCGUUGGCUCAACAUCAGAAGCAGGCGAGACGCUGAAUGUCGGCUAUCAGACCCCCUCUAAACGAAGGCCGGGCAGACCACAUCGCACACAAAACUCUAUGGUACAUGCGCUGCUGACGCCAGAAGCUCCAAAGUUUGUGCCAAUGCCCGGACCAAAUCCUCGAGAACGACUUACACUACCCAGACCCUCCUACAGAGAGCUCGAUCCCUUCUUGUCCUAUGAACAGAAAGACAUUGCACAGGUGGACUUUGUUGACAAAUCAAUGGCCAACGUCGGUUAUCAAGAGAGUGAGGUAUUCCUACGACCAGAGCGCACACUCAUUAGGCAAAUGGAAGGAUCUGCUGAAGAAGACCUCGACCUGACGCCUGAUCUCAUCACCAACGGAGAAAACUCAGCUAUAGGGAGCACAGGAGUUGGCCGCGUGGAGUAUGACAUGGACGAGCAGGAUGUGAAAUGGCUUGAAGCUUUCAACAAGGGCAGAACAAAAGAUGGGGUCCAAACCAUCAAGCCUGCGAUUUUUGAGAUAACCAUGACCAAGAUUGAGAAAGAAUGGCAUGCACUCGAGAAAAGAAUACCCAAGCCAAACCCGAAAGCACCGCAGACUCAACGGCCGCGGUCUAGCAGUGCUGCCGCCGUCAAAGGCGAACCCUCAGGAGAGGAGCCCGACAGCAAGUGCGCGAUAUGCGAUGACGGUGAUUGCGAAAAUGCCAAUGCAAUCGUUUUUUGCGAUGGCUGCGACCUUGCUGUUCACCAGGAGUGCUACGGUGUUCCGUACAUUCCAGAAGGUCAAUGGUUAUGCAGGAAAUGCCAGCUCGUGGGGAACUCACGUCCAAGCUGCAUUUUCUGUCCGAAUGAAGGAGGUGCUUUCAAACAGACCAACAACUCCAAAUGGGCGCAUCUUUUCUGCGCAACCUGGAUACCGGAGGUCACCAUUGGUAAUCCAUCACUGAUGGAGCCCAUAACGGAUGUUGAAAAGGUUCCGCCCAGCAGAUGGAAGCUCUUAUGCUAUAUUUGCAAGCAAGAAAUGGGCGCAUGCAUUCAAUGUAGUGAUGGCCGGUGCUAUGAGCCCUUUCAUUUGACAUGUGCGCGUCAAGCAGGCCUCUACUUGCGGAUGAAGACAGGGGGUGGGCAAAAUACACUCAUGGAUUCAUCACUGUUGCGAGCAUUCUGUCACAAGCAUUCGCCUGCAGACUGGAAACACGAGCACAACACGGAUAAAGCCUUUGAAGAAGCGCAGAAGUACUUCAAGGACCACUUCCGUGGUCAGAUAUGGGCAGACAGUCGAGCUUCAGCCCUGGCAAUCAACGAUGUGCAUGAUACGCCUAGUACCGACAAAGGCCCCUUGAGAGUAACCCUGACGAACAGAAAAGGCCAAAAGCAGAAAACCAUCUGGCGCCUUCCAUCAGGUGCGCCUGUCAUUCCCGAGGUCAUCCUUAAGUCUAUCGAAGAAUCUCUUGUUAGGUUCACUGUUCAAAGAAAGAAGGAGUAUGUCUCGGAGAUCUGCAAGUAUUGGACCCUGAAACGCGAAGCACGCAGAGGUGCGGCCUUACUAAAGCGCUUACAACUGCAAAUGGAUACCUUCAGCUCUUUCGAAGUAACUCGCCGCGAUUACAAGGCUCAAGGUGCGGCAGGAAGAGCAAGGUUAGACCGUCGCAUCGACUUUGCACAAAUGCUUGCCACCGACAUGACCAAAAUCGUUGAAAUCUGCGACUGGAUCAAGCAGAGGGAAGCUCUGAAACUACAGGAAGCUGCCUUGAUGAAAGAUAUCGUGGAUACUGUCUACUUUCCAGUACCACAUCUGCUGGAACCAAUUGUCGAUAAAGCUCUCAAGCUCGACCGGGGUUUGUUCCGAAACGAGUUACUAGAACUACGUGCUCGGGUGUGCAGACGGGAACACACUUCUGUAGCAGCUUUCUCCCAUGAUGUUCUACAGGUUAUCAACUCAAAAUUUGGCAACAGUGCCGCAACGAUAACGGAACUUAUUACUCUCGUUAGUGGCAGGGCAGAAGAUAUGGAGUAUGAAGCUCGUGAACGGCGAACACUGGCACGGCGUAUCGUCAAGGGCAUCGAGCCAAUGAUCGAAGAUGCUGCCAGGAAAGAGGCUGAGUUGAACGGGCGACCCUAUGCGCAGCAGAUACGUGAAAUGGAUGAAGCACUUCUUUCCAGGCGUGAUUCGCUAGCGGUCUCGAUGGACAUUGCCAUUCUCGAGUCGGUAGAGACCAAGCACGCCACAGGCAUCGCAAGUCCGGAUGACGGUGAUGUAAUCAUGGAGGAUGCAACAACACAAGUGAUUGACAGCACACCAACGCUUGACUCUGCGGAGAUGAACAACCAUUUGGAACACUCUUCAGAGCCCCUAAAGACAGAAGCUCUCCAGCUACAGACAGCAGCCUCAGUGGAGACUCCACCAGCAUCCACUAAUGGUUUCAAAAUUGAGCCGAAUCACACCGAGGAAAUGGCCCCUACACAAGUCCAACACGUUGAACCACCUACCCCACCAAUGAGCCUCGAAGGUCAUUCACAGAAUCUUCCCACCGAAGGCGGUAUCCCUUGGUAUGUGGCUGCAUUUGACCCUGAUGGCCUGACUGUGUAUGAAGAACGUUGGACUGGGCCCGAAGUCCUACGAGAGCUGAGUGAGGAGUUAAGCGAGAUGGAUGAGGAUGAACUCCUUGGUUUAGGCCCUGGAGAUGAUUUGGUAGGAGACGGGGAUAAAGCCUUGGUUGGGAAAGAGCUUGACCCAAGCAUUGCCGACCCUAUUGCGACGAAGAAGAUGAUACGCAAGGGAGGUAAACGUACUCGUACCUCUGAAUGGGGUACGAGAUCCUUCCGACUUCGUAGGUGA